Plasmodium fragile is the source of this 1632-nucleotide messenger RNA. RefSeq lists its product as uncharacterized. Lineage: Eukaryota; Apicomplexa; Aconoidasida; Haemosporida; Plasmodiidae. The record is from RefSeq and is a predicted model, not a curated record. Gene Ontology annotation, cellular component: membrane; cytoplasm. Gene Ontology annotation, biological process: phosphatidylinositol phosphate biosynthetic process; phosphatidylinositol-mediated signaling. Gene Ontology annotation, molecular function: 1-phosphatidylinositol 4-kinase activity. Bases 1 to 1632 code for a protein of 543 amino acids. The transcript is spliced from 4 exons.
AUGAAGAAGGAAAAACUCAAGAAAAAAAAAACUGAUGUAAAUAUGGACGCUCUGAAAAUGGAGCACCUGUAUGUGUACAGCUGUAUAGUUAAUGAUUUGCGGAAGGAGAAUUUGAUUUCCUUCCCCUCAGCUGAGGAGGACAGCUUGUCUAUAAUUAGGAAGUGCAUUGGGAUGAGGGCAGACGAGGAGGACGAAGAUGGAGGUGAUGUGAAGGGAGACAGCACAGAAGAGGUAGGAGGGUGCGGCGAGGAGGUAGGCGAUCGUGGCGAGGCAGACUCAGAACCAAGCAACCUAGACCAAGGGGGCCCCCAGUGGGGUGCCACUCCCACGGAAGGAAGCAUCCGGGAGGUAACCAAGAGCUUCCUAGUAACCCCACGCUCGGCCUCCAUGCCAAACUAUAUAAGCAGCUCCCUCGAAAGAUGUAACAUCAGCUCGAACGACAACGAGAGCAAUGAAGUGAAAACGUCAGUGGAGAGUGUUAGUAGUGAGCUGGGUGACUUGCCGCCUGGAGGGUUGUAUGAAGGUAAAGUGAAUGUUCAGGAGGAAGGUCAAGAUGGAGGAGGAUGUAGUCCCUCCACGGGUAAGGAUGUCGGCUAUGAAACUGUUACAGCCCAACCCAGUGAGCCGAUCACCACCACCAUGACCCACCCACAGAACAGCUACUACUACUCAGGGGAAAACACAAGCGACCCAUUAGACAUCAGUGAAUAUUUUAAACCGGAAAAUUAUACAAAUGAAGAAUUUAAAAAAAAAAACUGUCGCAUUAUUAAGAGGCUUUUAUGGGGAGAAUUAUUUGAAGAAAAAAAAAAAAAAAUAAAAAAAAUUUCUCCUUAUGGAAAAUUAAAAACGUGGGAUUUGAAAUGUGUAAUUGUUAAAGGUGGGGAUGACUUGAGACAAGAACUUUUGGCAUCCCAACUGAUUCGCCAAUUCAAAAUUAUUUUCGAGAAUGCAGGUCUGCCACUGUGGCUGCGUCCUUAUGAAAUUUUAGUUACGGGUGCCAACUCUGGCAUCAUUGAAUAUGUGAAUGAUACUUGUUCCGUGGAUUCCCUCAAGCGGAAGUUUGGCGCGGACAGCAUUUCUACCAUCUUCAACGUCGUUUUCGCUGACUACAUUUUCGAGGCGAAGAAGAACUUCAUCGAGAGUCACGCCGCGUACUCGCUCAUCUCGUACCUGCUGCAAGUGAAGGACAGGCAUAACGGGAACCUCCUGCUGGACUCAGACGGACACCUCAUACACAUAGAUUACGGGUUCAUGCUCACCAACUCCCCUGGCAACGUUAACUUUGAAACAUCCCCCUUCAAGCUCACGCAAGAGUACCUGGACAUCAUGGAUGGCGAGAAGUCUGAAAACUACGAAUAUUUCAGGCGCCUCAUCGUGAGCGGCUUUCUCGAGGCUCGUAAACACUCGGAGGAGAUUAUUCUUUUCGUGGAGCUGAUGAUGCCUGCUUUAAAAAUCCCCUGCUUUGCGAACGGCACCCAGACCUGCAUCGAGUCGCUGAAGGAGCGCUUCAUGACCAACCUGGCUGUUGACGUGUGCAUCCAACGGAUCAACGCCCUCAUUGAAUCCUCCAUCAACAAUUUCCGGAGCGUCCAGUAUGACUACUUUCAGAGGAUCACCAACGGAAUCAUGUAA